AUGGAUCCUGAACGCAGGCUGACGAUUUUGCGCGAUUACGCAAAGCGCCCGGACCCGGAGAGCUUGCGAAACUCCAUCCGCUUCUCUCAUACGGAAACCACCCUGACCGUGUUCGACCGUUAUCCCAAGUCCAUCUUCCAUUUCCUGGUUCUACCUCGUAUUUUGCCCAGGGAGUCUCGGCCUACCGGUCUCAGGACCGCGCACCUGGACAACCUGCGCUCGCUCCUCUCCGCCGACAGAGAAUGCGCCAAAGCGGUUCUACUGGCACUGAAGAGGGACGUGCAACCUUUGAAGGCUGCGAUAGAGCAGGAGAUGCUUGACAGGUACGGUUGCACAUGGCCGAUUUGGAUUGGAUUCCAUCCGAUCUCGUCUAUGCUACAUCUUCAUCUCCACGUCCUCUCCGCAGAUUUGUGCGAAAAGGGGAUGAAGACAAAGAAACACUACAACUCGUUCCAUCCGAAGAUUGGGUACUUCUUACCUCUGGAGGAAGUGCUCUCUUGGUUCGACGGCGUGCCCAGCUACUUUGAAUCCAAAGCCAGGCUGCUGCAGUCGGAUUAUCAGGAUCUCCUGAACGAAGAUUUGACGUGCUUCCGGUGCCGGGCGGAGUUUACGACCAUGCCGAAGCUCAUCGAGCACCUGAAGCAGGAGUUCGCGGAGGAGACAGAGAAGAAGCGGACGCGAAGGAAGCGCUAUUCGGAGAUUCGUGACAGGAUAGGGAGUUCCAGCAAGCCGCGCGAGUGA
Molecule: messenger RNA, 741 nt
Organism: Punctularia strigosozonata HHB-11173 SS5
Lineage: Eukaryota; Fungi; Basidiomycota; Agaricomycetes; Corticiales; Punctulariaceae
Exons: 4
Coding region: 1-741 (246 amino acids)
Biological process (GO): double-strand break repair; single strand break repair
Cellular component (GO): nucleus
Molecular function (GO): single-strand break-containing DNA binding; DNA 5'-adenosine monophosphate hydrolase activity; mismatched DNA binding
Source: RefSeq, a predicted model, not a curated record